AUGGGUCUCUCCCUGAUUGUAAAUGGAGGUGUGUGCUGUCUGAUCUACAAGUAUCUGUCUCUGGAUGGGUUCCCCUCCAUCUCUGGUAACGAUGCCAGCUGCCGGUUCGACAACCACCUGCCCAGACCCUGUCACCAGGAGAGGAUCACCCCUCGCCACCCCGACAUGGCCGUCUGCAGCGGUAGCGAUCUAAAUGUCCAGAUGCGUAGCCGGGUUCCCCGUCCCGGGGACUAUGUUCUGGUGGUAGAAUACGCCAGUGAGGAGGAAGCACCACAGACCAUCUCUGUGUCCGUCAACACACCUGGCGGAAGGACACACCAGCACCACGUCACGGUGCUGCCCUGCAAAUACAGUUUCCUGUGUCGGGUGUUGACCAUCGAUGAGAUGAACCGUGUGGCUGUCUUCACCCUGUCCACUGAUGCUGAGGUCCAACUGAUUGCUGACAGAGCCAGUUUCUUCCUGGUAAGAGGUUUAACACAGAGCAGAAGACGG
Messenger RNA from Oncorhynchus tshawytscha (Chinook salmon), 492 nucleotides. RefSeq names its product laminin subunit alpha-5-like. The transcript is spliced from 4 exons. The record is from RefSeq and is a predicted model, not a curated record. NCBI's taxonomy places the organism in Eukaryota, Metazoa, Chordata, Actinopteri, Salmoniformes, Salmonidae. The annotation marks the transcript as partial.